AUGCAAUCAAAUGAAUAUCGAAUUCAGUUCAGAUUAGGAAUGGAAUCAAUCAAGUUAAAGUCUAACGUUUCCUUUCUUGAAGGCAUCUCCAGUUAUAAAUAGCAAACGGAGGCGGUGAGUACCACAACGCUUUGGUCUGCUUCCACUCCAAGCACCGUUUUCUUCUCUUCUCCCCUCAGGCUUCCGAUCGAUCCGCACUGCUGCUGCUGCUUCGAGAAGUCAUCAAUGGAAAGGUACGAGAUCGUGAAGACUCUCGGCUCCGGCGAAUUCGGUGUCGCCCGAAUGAUGAAGAACAAGAAGACCGGGGAGGUGCUCGCCAUGAUGUUCUUCCGCCGCGGCGAAAAGAUUGAUAAGGAUCUUGAGAGGGAAAUCAUAAAUCGCAUGUCGCUUUUCCAUCCCAAUGUCAUCCAAUUCGAAAAGUUGUUGUUGACGCCUACGCAUCUGGUGAUCGCGAUGGAGUACGCCGGCGGCGGCGAACUCUAUCCUCGCAUAGAGCUGUGUCAGAGAUUCACCGAAGACGAGUCGAGAUAUUUCUUUCAGCAACUGAUCAACGCCGUCAGCUACUGCCAUUUCAAGGGUGUUUGCCAUCAAGAUCUCAAACCGGAGAAUGCCUUGCUCGAAGGCAGCUGGGUGCCACGCAUCAAGAUCGGUGACUUCGGAUUCUCUAAGUUAAUUCACUCGCAACACUCCUCAAGAAAGGGAUUGCUGCUAUCCUACCUCAGUCCUGAAAUCAUGAAGGGGAAACAAUACGAUGGCAAGAUGGCUGAUGUUUGGUCGUGUGGAGUCACUCUAUAUACGAUGUUGGUUGGGAAAUUUCCUUUCGAUGGCUCGGGCAUUGCAGAUACCUAUCAGAACAUUGUUUCAGCUAAUUAUCCGAUUCCUAAGCUGGUCACUGAGAGUUGCAAAGAUUUAUUAUCCAGGAUUUUUGUUGUCGAUCCGUCAAAGAGAAUAACAAUUGCUGAAAUAAAGAAGCAUCCUUGGUUUCUAAGGCUGUUGCCUCAGGCGAUGACCGAAGAGGUCCAGAUGAGGUUUUACCAUUGUGAGCCUGACGAGGCCCUUCAAAGCUUGGAAGAGAUAAAGAUGCUCAUUGAGGAGGCAAGGACCAUUCCGCCAUGGCCGCAUCUAUGAUGGUUUUGUUUGUAAAGUGAAGCUAAAGAAGGAAGAGUGUUGUAAAGUUUAGUAUAAGAAACUUUAUACAAGUUGUUUCGUUUCAGAAAAAGGAUGCAGAUAAUACUCUGAAAAAGAUAUUAGUUGUUGAUAAAGAUCAACAAAUGUUAUUAAGUAGAUUGCAAUAUAGUUGGUAUGUUUUUUAC
Messenger RNA from Zingiber officinale, 1313 nucleotides. Its product is annotated as serine/threonine-protein kinase SAPK7-like. The record is from RefSeq and is a predicted model, not a curated record. The transcript has 9 exons. Bases 226 to 1128 code for a protein of 300 amino acids. Gene Ontology annotation, molecular function: protein serine/threonine kinase activity; ATP binding. NCBI's taxonomy places the organism in Eukaryota, Viridiplantae, Streptophyta, Magnoliopsida, Zingiberales, Zingiberaceae. Gene Ontology annotation, biological process: intracellular signal transduction; protein phosphorylation.